This is a messenger RNA of Caretta caretta (loggerhead turtle), 6974 nucleotides long. RefSeq names its product DnaJ heat shock protein family (Hsp40) member C18 (gene DNAJC18). Gene Ontology annotation, molecular function: Hsp70 protein binding. NCBI's taxonomy places the organism in Eukaryota, Metazoa, Chordata, Testudines, Cheloniidae. Gene Ontology annotation, cellular component: endoplasmic reticulum membrane. Gene Ontology annotation, biological process: cellular response to misfolded protein. The record is from RefSeq and is a predicted model, not a curated record.
CCCUCUGCCUGCGCCGCAGUAACGCCGGGUCCCGCUCUUGUCCCAGCCCCCUCCUCCCCCCGAACAACAUGGCGGGGCUGGGCAGCGGGGAGCGCUGGGCCGAAGCCUUAAUUGAUGCACUCAGAAGGAAUGCAUGCCCAACAGAGGAAAACAGUGAGAGUUCUGACUUCUGUGCUUGCAGCGACUGUAUGAAAGGGAAGAAGGAGAAGUGUGACAAUGAGAGGGGUCAACCGGGCUCUGGAGAAGCUAGUAUGACUUACACAGAGGAGCAGUUGUAUGGGGUACAAAGAAUAAAGAAGUGUAGCAAUUACUAUGAAAUUUUGGGAGUUGAGAGAGAUGCCAAUGAGGAGAAUUUGAAGAAAGCUUAUCGAAAACUGGCCCUUAAAUUUCACCCUGACAAAAACUGUGCUCCUGGAGCAACAGAAGCUUUUAAAGCAAUAGGCACUGCUUUUGCCGUUCUGAGCAACCCUGAAAAACGAUCACGAUAUGAUCAAUUUGGGGAUGAGCAAGAGACUUUCAGCACUCCCCGGGCUAGGAACUAUGAUUAUUACAGGGAAUUUGAAGCAGACAUCACACCAGAAGAAAUAUUCAACAUGUUUUUUGGCGGGCACUUCCCUACAGGAAAUAUUCAUAUGUUUUCAAAUGUGACACCAGACACCCACUAUUAUCAGCGACGACACCGAAAUGAGAGAGCCUGGAUGCAGGACAAAGAGGAGGACGAGAACAGGCCUCAGAAUACGUACUCUGCAUUUAUUCAGUUGCUGCCGGUUUUGGUGAUCAUAGUUGUGUCAGUUAUAACUCAGCUGAUGGCCACUAAUCCACCGUACAGCCUGUUCUACAAAUCGUCCAUAGGCCAUACCAUUCCUAGAGAAACACAAAACCUGCAGGUGCCUUAUUAUGUUGAUAAAAACUUCGAAAAUAGUUAUAAAGGAGCAGAACUUCAAGAGCUAGAGAAAACCGUUGAAAAGGAUUAUAUAGACUAUAUCCAGACCAGCUGCUGGAAGGAGAAACAACAAAAAUCUGACUUGUCGAAUUUGGCCAGAUUAUACAGAGAUGAGCGAUUAAAACAGAAAGCGGAGUCACUGAAACUUGAGCACUGUGAAAAGCUCUCCAAUCUUAUUGGACUUCACAAGGGGGGCUGAGUAGGCCAGACAAAUCCUGGGUUAUUUAUUGCUGUUUUAACUUGUUUCUAUUUUCCUUUGUAUUUAUUAAAAAAAGAAAAGAAAAAGAGCCUAAUGUAGAGUUUUAAUAAUUGGUAACUUUGUAAUGUUCACCGAACUGGGCAACCCUGAGCCAUAGACACAGUAUUUGCUCUAAUAUACUGUAUACUCUGGUUGGUUCCAAAAACCAAUGGUAUUCAAUGUAAAUUAACUCCCUAAAAUGUAGCUUAGUUUGGCACCAGUCUUCAUUUGAUAUAGUUUUUCUCCCACCCAAGCAACUUUGCUUCCCAGGAAAGUGUACAUAAUAUCUCAUAUACCCUGUAUUUUAUUUGGACAUAGACCACACUCAGUCAUUCAGGCGAUGUAGUUUUCAGUUAUAUGCUGGCAUUCCCAUAUUCAUCUGAAGCUGAUGUCCUUGCAUCCAAAAUGGCUUGUGAAAAAAAAUUGAGAGAGGGCAUACUCCCUGCUCCAUUCUACUUUCCAGUGCUUACCUCAGGUAUUCAUCAAAGCCUUGAUUCAGCUAAGUACCUAAGUAUGUACUUAGGUCUCAUUGAAGUCAGUGAGAUUUAAGCAUGUGCUUAAAAUUAAGCAUGUGUUAUGUGCUUUGCUGAAUUUAGAUCCAAACCUAUACUAUUCUUUUAUAAUUAGUGAUGUAAUUAACCCAGAUUGCCAGUAGGAAUUUGGAAAUUGUUUAUUUCUGUAAUAGCAUAUUUCAGUUGCUAACAUUCAUUUCUGUGCAUGUGGGAUGCAUUCCUGGAGUCCCUGCUCUUGUCAUUUGAACUCACCCAUUUAUCCUUUUCUCUCACGUGGAAAACUUGCAAUGAUAACAUUCAUUGUGAAAAUUACAGCUAUUCUUUAGCUAAAUUUGAAGGAUGCCAGUGGAUCUAAUUAAGCAAAGGUGUAUCCCAUCUCUUUUGCAAUGAGUGGGAGAAGCUUUCCCCCAACUAACUAAGAAAACAAGCUCAAACUUUGAGAGUUUCAUUGUAAUCAGAAACUUACAAGAGGUGAUAAUUUGUUAACUUUACAGUAGGAAAGGAAUCUUAGGUGGAUUCUUAUGACUGCCAAGCCACUGGAGAAGAGGAUGCAGCCAGAUACAUUGUUCUCGUGUAUUCUAUUCAGUGGCACAGUAUUUUUAUUUUUAAGCUUAUUGUCUAGUUUGAUUUUAUCUCCAAGCCUUCUCUUUCUUCUUGCUCCAACAGAGAUUCUCCAGGCAGUUUUUUGAUACAGUUCUUAUUUAACACAUUCUUGCUUUGAUGUGCAAUUGUCAUGCAUGUUUCACUCUAGAGAUUGAAUUUUUUUCUUUGUAAUACUAAUUUAUUACUCUCCUGUUUUAUAAUUCUCUUUUAUAAAAUCUGACAUUUAAUGGAAGGCAGAGGAAGAGAUGUACUCAUAUGUAAAGUCAUGAGUGGUGUGGAGAAAGUGAAUAAGGAAAAGUUGUUUACUUGUUCCCAUAAUAUAAGAACUAGGGGCCACCAAAUGAAAUUAAUGGGUAGCAGGUUUAAAACAAACAAAAGGAAGUUCUUCUUCACUCAGUGCACAGUCAACCUGUGGAACUCCUUGCCUGAGGAGGUUGUGAAGGCUAGGACUAUAACAGGGUUUAAAAGAGAACUGGAUAAAUUCAUGGAAGUUAAGUCCAUUAAUGGCUAUUAGCCAGGAUAGGUAAGGAAUGGUGUCCCUAGCCUCUGAUUGUCAGAGGGUGAAGAUGGAUGGCAGGAGAGAGAUCACUAGAUCAUUACCUGUUAGGUUCACUCCCUCUGGGGCACUUGGCAUUGGCCACCGUCAGUAGACGGGAUACUGGGCUGGAUGGACCUUUGGUCUGACCCAGUAUGGCCAUUCUUAUGCUCUUAUGUUAAGAGAACAAAAUGUUACUACAAAUAAUCAAGUUACUGGCUGUGUUCCUCUAGUGCAGGGCAGCUACUGUGUACUGCAUUACCAUUAUAAUCUAGUUUAACUGGCCUAAGAACUGUAAGGCUGAUCCUCCAGUGGACUAGAUCUGAUGUAGAGGCUCUUAUUCCACACAACCACCCUGCAGCCAAUGUAGCUGGGAAAAGAGGGCAUGGCCCAGAUGCUUCUGCAACAUUUCAAUCCUCAGUUGCAUUUUGGCCCCUUAUAACUAUUUCAGCCUGGUGUAAAUUAGAGCAUCCUUUCAGCUGCUCUAACAGUACAAAGAGACCAGCCUGCAUGCAGCUGCAGGAGGAUCAAGGCUGUCCAAAGGUGGGUUUUAAACCACUUAUGCCUAUACCCUUAAUAGGACUCUGCAGCUUAGCUGCACCCCAUGUUCUGGACUGUUGUAUUUAAUCUUUGACUUGACUUAACAGCAGAAGGGGUAGGCACUCAUCAUACUUUUCUUUUCUUUUUCUGUCUACAAAUUUGUUAAACAGACUCUUCUAGAGGAUGAAAUUGCCUUUUUCCACGGACUAGGUACAUUACUUGUAGUGAUAGUGCAGGCUUCUCCAUGUUCAGCCCAGAUCUUGUUAGUAAUAGUGACUCUUGUAAUGUGUUGACACCUCUCCACUAAGAACUAAUCCAAUACUCCACCCACUUUUAAACCUCACGAUAGGUAGUGCAGGUAGCCACAAUUUGCUUUUUUUUUUUUAAAUCUAAGAUAUCACAUACAAAAUACUACCUGAGAAUAACGUUAAGGUUGCAAAGUCAUGGGCUCCAAAAUUAAGAAAUGGCAGAAUUAAGGUUGCCCAUGCAGCUUUAGUGCAGCCUCUGCGUACGUUAUUUUGCAGUCUAUAAUUACAUGAUCACAUACUUUUUUUUUUUUUUCCCCUCACCGGACUGCUGCCUCGUUCAGUGUACAGGAUGCAGUGCUGAGGAAAAAUGAAUCAGGGUUGUAUAGAGACAGUUGUCUGUAAGACUGUUUAUUGUAGAAAUUGGAAGGUGCAUGGGGAAUGAAAUGGGAUUGCAGUAAGAGAAAGGAUAGUUUGAUAGUUAAGGUAACUGAAUUCCGCGCUUGAAAGGUUGGAUUCUGUCCCUGCCUCUGCCAUAAAGUUUUUGUGUGGUGCUGGGCAAGUCACUUAAGCCGAACUUUUUUCACAGGUGGCCGCUAGUUUGUUUGUCAUCUUGUGAGUGUCUGAUUUGAGACACCUGGGGGCUGAUUUGCAGAAGUGCUGAGCACUCACAACUGUAGAUGAAGUCUGUGUUUUGAACAUAUAAAGUGUUAUAAAAUACGAAGUUUUCUGAAAAAUCAGACUACAGGCACCUUGGACACUUUUUUGACAGGAAUCUCUCUGCCUCAGCCCCCCCAUAUGUGAAAUGGGAAUAAUACCCCCUUUUCUCUAAGGGUGUUGUGAAGAUAGAUUGAUUGAUGGUUGUGAAGCACUCAAAUACUAUAGUGAUGAGUUCUAUAGAAAACCCACAAAGAAAUUAAAUCUGUAUUUGAUGCAGGGCUUGGAUGGCGUGCAGUAUAAAUAAGGAUGGACGCCACAGACUGCUCAAUGAGGAUAAAACAAAAUAUUGAGUAGCUGCUUAUUCAGCGAGCAACAUCCAUCCUGUGCUCUGAAUGAGGCAGGGAUCCUGCAGGGGGAAAAAAUAGUAUGUCCUCAUAUAAUUAAAGAUUGUAUCAUCAUGCAUGCUCACAAGGGUGCCAAAUUAACAUUUCACAGGCGACCUUAAUUCUGCUGUUUUCCUAAUCUGAGUGCUGUACUUGACUUUAUAUUAAAAAACUUUAUAAACAGCAUUGUAUAUGUAAUUUGAUAUAUGCCACAAUAGAUUUUAUGUGAACAGCAGGUCAGUGUUUACACCGAGUUUAGUAUCCUCCAGUUAUUUCUAAUUUACGCUCCCAGUACUAUCAAAAAUGUGGUAGGAAAACUGAAUGCUAUGAGCUGGUUAGACAUAUAACAUGUACUGUAUAUAACUUGAAUACCUACAUAAUAUUUUGUAUUUACAGUAUAUUUCGCCUUUCAUCCAACAAUCUUAGUGUUUUAUAGAGGCAGGACAUGAUCUACAAGAAGCACCAUCAUUUUAGGAGUCUUCUGUAGGACUCAAGAAGAGAACAUGAUUAAGUGGAAAACAAGACUGAAAAGUAAAGAGAUGUUUUAAAAAACAGUAAGAUGUUCUGUAUUCAGAAUCAUGGCCAGUCAUAUCAGAGAUUAAAAUCCUUCUCCGAGACUACUUCAAUGCCAGUAUUCUAGGGAAUGUGAGUAAAAACAAUUAGCAACAUAAAGUGUCUUGUUCUAAUGUUUGUCGCUACUUCUGUUUUUGCUAGGAAAUAGAUAAAAUAGAUCAAAUCUAGUCAAAUAUUUCUUAAGGUAACAGUAACUCGUUAAAUGAACUGCUUUCUUUAACCAGAAGGCAUUUACCAAAUUGUGAUCAACUUCUAUUUCCUGGUCUCUAAAUUAGAGUGUUUUUCUGAGCAGCAAGUAGGGCGUGUUCAUUUUUAUUUAGGCUUCUAAUAUUUCCUGCCAUGAUAUAAAUGUGAGCUGUGUAAGGAUAUUUAUUACUUUUAAGAAGGUGCUUGAAGCUUUGUAAGCCCUCUGGGCUGUUUCUAUGAGAAUUCCAAUAGAUUUGUGAAUAUGAUUAUAUUUUUAGAAAUGAAGGAUUUCACAUUCUAAUUUAUGUACAUACUGUGGGUGAAAAGAUACUGAAUAUGAAAAGAGACAUGGUUGUGGAGUUUUGGGCUUUAUCAUGUGAAAUUGAUGAUGUGCAAUGGUUUCCACAAAGACUUGUAAUGAAAAAUUAAUCACUGACCCACUGGUGGCCAUAAUCCUGAGGCAGUGGUUCUUCAGUUUUCUUGUGAAGAUGGAACACUCUUGGCUUCUUAAGCAGCGGGAGAGGUGGGGAACAAGGCAGGGCAGAAUAGCAUUGCCACUUGAAAAGCCUGUUUUCUUCCAAGCAGAGAAAGCAAAGCAGUUUUUGAAGGCUGUCCUUGGAGAGUCUAGAUUACCUUUUCAGACCAAGCCAUUAACGCUGUCUUCCUAUCUAUGAUCCACUUGAAAGUCCCAAUCUCUCUUCCUCUUGCCAGCCCCCGAGACAACAUAAGGUACAAACUCUAUCCUUAGAGUACUCACACAAAUAUAAUUUAAGCCAAUGGCAGUUUCAUACGUGUAUCCAAAGGGAGAAUUUGGCCCUGUGCUUUGGAAACAUGGCUCUAUUGUGUGAUCUUCUCUGAUGCACUGGAUUUUGACAGGAGCAGCCCACGGUAAUCAAUUAAUUGAUACUAGAAACAGUUUUUCCACUUUGAUAAAUUGCAAAGUGCAGUAAUGUUACAACGUACAGAUUUAUAGUCAGGAUUAACUAUGUAUUUUCUUCAAUAUUUGUCCAACUAAAGAGAUGCUCACUUUGUGGGUAAAUAUAGGUGGUAAUGUAAACGAAAGAUUUGCAUUUCCUGAUAUUAUAAAUUAUUUCUUACCUAAGCACGCAUGAUGCAUCAAAAGAUGCAGCAUUUAUUUUGUUGGUUUCAAACUUUUGUUUAAUGGAAAGUGCAAUCUUAGUAUUCCUAUUUAUUUAACUUAUUUCAGUAGGAGAUAUUAAAGUAUUUAUUUUCUGAAUGUAUAUUCCAUUUACCUUAAGUAAAUCCAUAUUGGCCAUACUGUAAUAGUGUAUCAGUCCAUUGAACCUUGACUGUACAGUUCUAAUUUACAUAAGUUGUAUAUUUGUGUAUAUUUCCUCUCUGUAUUGUUACACUAGAUGAUUAGAAAAUAAGCUGUUCUGUCCUUACUACAGUAAGAAUUCUGGAAAAAUCAAUUCUGUCUUGAUUGUUGGGUCUGAAUAAUCAGCUCAGUUCUUGAGACCUUAGUUUGUUUUGACUUGUGUACUCUUAAUCAGAAGAUGAAGUUUUUGUAUUAAAUGUAAUGGAGUCACGCUGUU